GUGAUACGUCAUUCAUUACGUUUUAGUAAAACUCGCAAAACUCACAGAAACUAUAAAUCUCAAGGGCUUAUUAAUAUUUCGUGAACCAAAAGGAAGUUAAAAGAAAAAACAAAAUAUUCUCGAACUACUUUAGUAACCAAAAAGUGAUCCGAAGUUUUAAGAGUUCUGAGACACACUUAGAACUCAAGAUUUUUCAUUACCUACGGUGUGAAUUCCUAGUUUAUCACUAUGGUUAGAGUAUACGCUUUAGCAGUCCUCUAUAAAGGAGUAAACAGCGCUACGGUACUAAAAGCAGCAUAUAACUUGCAAAGCUUCAGUUUCUUCCAGAAGGGAUCUGUGCAAGAAUUUAUGACAUUUGUGAGCAAAACUAUUGUUGAAAGGACGCAGCCCGCUUCCAGGCAGUCUGUGAAAGAGGGGGAAUACAUGCUUCAGGUAUAUGUAAGAGCAGAUAAUUUGGCAGGUGUGCUUAUUUCAGAUCAUGAAUAUCCUAACAGAGUUGCCCAUACUUUGAUAACGAAAACCUUAGAUGAAUUCUCUGCCAAGGUUCCGGCAGCCAGUUGGGCAACAGCUGAUGAAACUACUGUAGAUUUUCCUGUUUUACCUGAAUAUCUGACCAGAUUCCAAAAUCCUCGUGAAGCAGAUGCCUUGACAAAGAUACAAGAUGACUUAGAUGAGACUAAAAUUAUAUUACAUAACACUAUUAAGGCAGUAUUAGAUAGGGGUGAACAAUUAGAUGAUUUAGUGGCCAAGACGGACAGUCUCUCCACACAUAGUAAGGCAUUUUAUAAAACAGCUCGUAAAACCAACAGUUGUUGUAAUUUCUGAGGGAUCCUUAAAUUAGCUGACUGGGCUGUAUAUAAAAAUAUUGUGAGUAUGACACAUAAAGCAAGUUACAUUAAUUAUUAUGAUUGAAUUGCUUUACAAACCUUAGUUUGAAUGUUGUUUGUACAUUAUAAAACUAAAGUUUAAUUAUUGCUCACAAGACCUACAUAUUAUGUACAUUUGAGCCUUAAUGAAAUCUUAAUAAAUCUAUAAUGGACUAUACAUAUUGAAAGGAGGUUGGUGAAUUUGGACCCAGCAUUUUUAAAAACCGUUCAGAUUCAGAAAUCAUUUAAUUUUAAUAAUAUUUUUCAGAGUAUUUUUCUGUGUAAGCCUGAUACUUUUAGAAGAUGGGGAU
Molecule: messenger RNA, 1177 nt
Organism: Maniola jurtina (meadow brown)
Lineage: Eukaryota; Metazoa; Arthropoda; Insecta; Lepidoptera; Nymphalidae
Gene: Ykt6
Product: synaptobrevin homolog YKT6
Exons: 2
Coding region: 229-825 (198 amino acids)
Biological process (GO): endoplasmic reticulum to Golgi vesicle-mediated transport
Cellular component (GO): Golgi apparatus
Molecular function (GO): SNAP receptor activity
Source: RefSeq, a predicted model, not a curated record